CCCCACCUUCUCCGUCUCCCACGAUGGAUGCCACCAGGGCUUGGCAGCCUCCGCCCUGCCUUUCUCAGACCAGCUCUGGCUGUGGUUACACGUUCUCUGGGCCUUCCGUAACGCAAAGAUGCCGCCCAAGUUCGAUCCCACCGAAAUUAAAGUUGUGAAGCUGCGAGCUGUGGGAGGCGAGGUGGGCGCCACAUCCUCCCUGGCCCCCAAGGUGGGUCCCUUAGGGCUCUCCCCCAAGAAAGUUGGUGAAGACAUCUGCAAGGCCACCACAGCCUGGAAGGGCCUCAAGGUGACAGUGCAGCUCACUAUCCAGAACCGCCAGGCGCAGGUAGAGGUGGUGCCCUCGGCUGCAGCUCUUCUCAUCCGUGCCCUCAAGGAACCACCCAGAGACAGAAAGAAGGUUAAGCAUGUUAAACAUAAUGGGAAUAUCAGUCUGGAGGAAGUGAUCAACACUGCUCGCAUCAUGAGGCCCCGCUCCCAAGCCAGGACUCUAUGUGGCACCAUAAAGGAAAUCCUGGGCACGGCCAGAAGCAUUGGUUGCACCAUAGAUGGCCAGACACCAGAAGAAAUACAUGCUGCCAUUGACAACAAGGAGGUGGAGGUGCCUGAAGAGUAAGCUAUGCUACAUUGGACUACAUUACAGGUAAUCUUGCUCUUGGGCUGGGUUCUAUGGGGGAAACUAGUUUUUCAAGUACAGCAUAUUUCUAUUCUCGUCUUCGUGGGACACACACACCGGACAGCAUGUAAUAUGGUUGGAGUUGGCAUCCCAUCCACCCAAAUGGGUUAUCAUGGAACCUCUGGCUGUAUAUAUUUGUAUUAUAUUUCUGUAGCAAGUGCAUUUUGCUUUCACUAUCCAAAAUGAUCACACAAGCUUUGAAUCAAAUGUAACACAUACAAGUGACAACAGUUUCAAGCUCAACAUGCCACAAUGUAGCGCUGAAAAUAGGAGAUGCUUUUUCAUCCAUAGGGUUAUAAACCCAUGGAACUGCUUACCCACUAAAGACAUAAAUGCCAAGACAUUAAUUAAGUUUAAAAACUCAGUUGGAGAAAGUCCUCAGAAACAAGGGGGAGGUUUACCUUUGACAAGCUGCCAGCUUCCUGUCCCCCCACUGAGACCUCUAAAGAUAGUGGCUCAUAAAGAAAAAUUUAGGAAUGUUGUUCCAUUGAACAGGUGUUGUCACAUGGUAAAUGGUUGGAAUGUGUUAUGUUCUGCCAUGUCAGAAGGUGACAUGGGAUAUACAGUACUUAUUACUAUAGAAAAUAUGAGCCUAGAACAGGGUUAACAUUCUUAUACAGGUCUCAGUUGUUGUCAUUUUGAAGCUAGAAAUGAAUCAAUUGUAUAUUUUGAAGUUUGGACACUUCUUAAACAUUACCCACAAAACAUUUACUCUUAAAACAUAAGAUAGAAUGUUAGCCUUAACCAUUUAUUAAGAGAUACUGUACCAAGAAUAAAACAGUAGUGUUGACACUUUGUUUAGGCUUAAAUAAUAAAUCUAUUUUGAAUCUCAUAAUUAUUAGCCAAGACUCUUCAUACAGUUAUUGGUUUGUGUACAACAUAAUUUAGCGUGCUAGGAAGGUUCCAUUUUUGCCACCGGGGAGAAAACCUCGAAAACAAAUCACAGAACUCCUCCACUCUAGGUCUCUUAAGGCCAAGGUUUCUCAUGUCAAAUUUACUUACACCUAUAUUUUUGUUACUUUCAGGGACUCUAAUAAUAAAGAAGAGUUUAUCAGUGUU
Molecule: messenger RNA, 1735 nt
Organism: Procambarus clarkii (red swamp crayfish)
Lineage: Eukaryota; Metazoa; Arthropoda; Malacostraca; Decapoda; Cambaridae
Product: large ribosomal subunit protein uL11
Biological process (GO): translation
Cellular component (GO): cytosolic large ribosomal subunit; ribosome
Molecular function (GO): structural constituent of ribosome; large ribosomal subunit rRNA binding
Source: RefSeq, a predicted model, not a curated record